Messenger RNA from Epinephelus fuscoguttatus (brown-marbled grouper), 4174 nucleotides. RefSeq names its product GTPase IMAP family member 8-like. The transcript is spliced from 5 exons. The record is from RefSeq and is a predicted model, not a curated record. NCBI's taxonomy places the organism in Eukaryota, Metazoa, Chordata, Actinopteri, Perciformes, Serranidae. Bases 63 to 2444 code for a protein of 793 amino acids. Gene Ontology annotation, molecular function: GTP binding.
GUGCUGGCUGACACUGAGGACCGACAGCGUGGUGUUUGAAAGAGUAUUUGAAAGAAUAAAAGAUGGAAGACAAGGUUUUAGUGGGCUGCAGAGCACAGGCACAGAAAGGGCAUAAGCGCGGUCUUCAGGAGCUGAGGGUCGUCCUUCUGGGGCACGACUGGCUGGAGAAGAGCUUGACAGGGAACACCCUCCUCAGCCGACAGCUGUUUGAUACCAGCAGAGACGUGAAGAUGUGCGUCAGGAGACAGGGUGUUCUUGACAACGGCCGUAGAGUUAUUGUUGUCAACAGCCCUGAAAGGUGCAUCCAUUACUCUGUCCGAGACCCCGGCCUGGUGAGCGACAACAUGGCAACCUGCAUGGCCAUGUGCCCGCCAGGACCUCACGCCUUCCUCAUGAUCAUACCCAUCAGCCCUCACAGAGGCAGAGAGUGGACAGUUGAGGGACCUCUUGAGCUGCUGAAUGACACAGUGUGGAGAAACACGAUAGCAAUAUUCACCAGAUGUGAGAGGCUGAGAGGAUCAUCUGUAGAGGACUACGCUGCAAGACACAGCUUUCUCAAAGCAGUUUUGGAGAAAUGUGGACAUAGAUACCACCUUUUAGACACAAGCAUUUGGGGAGACGAUGAUGAUACUCAGGUUGCAGAACUUUUGGAGAAGAUUGAUGCAGUGGUUGCAGGAAACAUAAAAGCAGGAGGAGCUGGUUAUGUGACUACAAAUGAGGAAGUCUCUAGAAUAACUGGGAGGGAAAGGAAAGAGGUAGAGGAGAGGGCGACUCUGAGGCGAAUGAAUGUGCAGAUGGCCAGGAGCACACUCAGAUCUCUCAUAGGAGAGUCUCCUCCGAUCUCAAUGCUUCGAAUUCUUAUCGUGGGACCGAAGCAGGUUGGGAAGAGCUCAGCUGGAAACACCAUUCUUGGGGAGGAAGUAUUUCCUGCUGGAUAUCCAACAUCACAGUGCACUGAGAGACAGGGUGAUGUUCAUAACAAGCGAGUCACUGUGGUUGAGGCUCCUGGCUGGCAUGGCAGAUACUGCUCAGAUGACACUCCACAGGAGGUACAACAACAGAUUACCCACAGUGCAUCUCUGUGCUCCCUUGUUCCCCAUGCUGUCCUGGUGGUCGUACGCAGCGAUGAGACUUUCACUGAAACAGAUCGCUUGAAAAUGGAGGAACACUUAAUCCUUGUUGGAGUUUGGGCGUGGGCUCGAGCCAUCGUGUUGUUUACUUGGGGAGACAAGCUGGGAGUCACCCCCAUUGAGAAGCACAUUGAGAGAUGGCCUGCCCUUCAGUGGUUGGUGGACAAAUGUGGGAAUAGAUAUCAUGUUUUUGAUAACUCAGACAAGGUUGGAGACCUUCAGGUUAGGGAACUGCUGGCAAAGAUUGAGGAAACAAUGGUGGGAAAUGAUACUGGACACUUGUUGCGUGGUUUUAUGACACUCCAAGAAAGCAACAGGCAUCUGGAUCUGAUCUCCAAAAACAAAGCAAGACAGCUAAAGAGGGCAAGGAAGGACAAUGAUCUGCUGAGGCAAACAGUCGAGCAGAAGGAGAGGGUAGUACAGGACAUGAUUAAAACAGCUAAAGGGAAAGAUGAGCAGAUUGAAGCUCUGAAGGCAGCAGCAGAGAGGAAAAAUAAAGACUAUGAAGAAGAGAUUGGCAGAAGAUUAGCAGAGGCUGAGAGGGAGAACAACCAGCUCAAACAAGUCAUUAUGGGCAAAGACAGAAUAAUAACAAGCUUGCGUGAAAGAUGUGCUGUGAAAGAUGAUGUGAUUAAAGCUACAAAGCAGAGCAGCGAGCUGGAAAAGGAACAGCUGGAGGAGAGAGUGAAGGAAUGGGAGCAAGAGAUGGCAGCCUUCAAGAAAAAUUGUGAGGAGAAAGAUAAAGAGCUGAAUCAAAUGAUGAUCAAUCACAAAAGAGAAGCAAAAGAUUUUAAAGAAACAAUAGAACAGCUGAAGAGAGAAAAAGAGGAUAUAAAGAAGGUGCUGGAAGCCACAAGUGAAGGGAUGCAGAGGCACUAUCAGAAAAAAGACACCAAAAAUGAGAUGAACACUGUGCACUCUAACAAAGGUCACAGGAAAACAAUGAUGGACCUCAUGUUAUUGGAGGAUCUUGGCCAACGAAAAUGGGCAUUCACGGUGCCAUUGAGCCACCAUGGAGACACUGUCAGACCCAUUACAGAGACAGAACAGAAAAAGGUGGCGGUGUUGGACAACGACAUCAUGUCACAUGAGAAGAAUGAGACUGCAAACCAAGAGGGGCAACUUAAGGCUGACUGCACUCCGUCGUGGCUGAGGGCUGGAGGCGCUGCACUGGGAGCUGUAUUUGGGGCCCUUGCUGGCUCCUCCAGGGUGGCAACAGGGUUCAGUACCCGGUCAGCUGUUGGGGCUGCAGCUGGGGCUCUGCUGGGCAGCUUACUGGUCCAAAGAGUCAAGCUCCAGCAGGGGAACAUAUAGUCAGACACCAGUGGUGUGUACUGGCUACCUGCCAUACCAGGACAAAUCCACAUCAGUGAGCUAGUUUAAAAGAUUCAAAUGUUUACUAGCCCUGUGGCCCUCUCUGUGUGCCUGUCAUUCAUGAGAGCUUGCUACGUGUGUGUUCCAGGACUAAGUUCACUGGCCAGUUAAAACCAAGUCAUUUAAACUUGUGUUUACAUCAUAGGCCCUGUAGCCUAUUAGGUCACUAUUUUUGCAGUUGUAAAAUGGUGGAUGAAGGAAAAAGGUAUCCACCAAAAUAGCCGAAACAUCUCCAAUCAAAUGAUACCUGCAUUCAAUUCUCUUGCACCGGGGUCUGAUCCCAGACCAUUGCGACUCCCUUUUGGAUCAGCAACUUUCUGUUGCUGCCAUCUCCAGAGAUGCUCUCCUUCCAGUAAGUAGUUUAGCAUCUGCCCAGUUAGCAUGAGCUAACACAUCACUAGAUAACACAGAAAUUUUUAAAUGUACUUUUACGAAGAUUGAUUGCUCCACAAGUGACAAACUGAUUGCUCUCAUUUCCACUGACUGCAAUAGUGUACGUAAAGAAAGAAUUCAAAAUAUUGUUAAAAAUUCUGUGUUUGAAAUACGAUUCUGAAAAUUUACCACACUAGUUCUACCAUGGCAAAAUAUUUGUCUUUUUUCCCUGAACACUGGAGAUUUAUUUGCUGUGGCUGUUUACACUGAAACAUUAUGAUGCACUGUGGGUCAAAUUUUUUAUAUUUUAAAAAUCUGGCAGUCGGAGGAUACUGUGUGGCAAGAUUGAUGACAGUUGAAAAUGUGGGAGGAGACAGGUUUAAUUAGAUUUACAGUUUUUGAGAAAAACCUUCAUAAAUCCAGCAGUUCAAAGCAUCUAAGCAUUACUGCUGAAAUGGGGCUACAAUUUGGUGAAUAUUGCAAAACUGUAAAACAUUAUUGAUUUGUCAUGACUUUUCAAGUUUCUAACUUUAGACGGUUGCAAUAGCGCCACCAUCAGGACUAUCAGCCCAUAAAAUUUAAGUAGAGGUACCUUGGCAUAGGAAGGGAUCUAUGUGCAAAGUUUUGUUUAUUUAGAUGCAUGGACAGUAUGAUUUCAUGGAAAGAAGAAUAAUAAUAAUACUAAUAUUGGCAAAACAAGAGGGACCAAGGGACCUUGUGGCUUUACAAAUGUUUUGUCAACUAAAAAGAUGAACCCUUGCUAACAGAGAUAAGGCAGGCAUGUGUACACACAUGCCUGCGUAGCCACUUUUGACUCCAAAACUAUCAUCAUGUUUGCUGACGACACAGCUGCAGCGGGCCCGAUCACAUAUAACAAUGAAAAGGCAUACAUGACAGAGGCAGAGGACCUUACCCGCUGGUGUCAGUACAACAACCUCCUCCUUUUAGGAAGACUAAAGAGAUGAUAGGGGAGCGUAUCUGUGUUUCCAGGGUUCUAUGUUUCCCACUUAACCCUGCAAAAAAGGUUCUAUGUUCCCCACUUACACAAAAAGGUUCUAUGUUUCCUGGGUUCUGUGUUGCCCGCUCAACCAAGUGGGAAACAUAGAAGCUUUUUUGCAGGGUUAAGUGGGGAACAUAGAACCCGGCAAACAUAGAACCCUGGAAACAUAGGGAUGACCCCGAUGAUAGUGGGGAGGAAGCUGCAAAGGAACUACUCUCCAAUUUCACUGGAAUUGUAUUUUAUACAAUUUCAUGUGUCAAAGAAAUUGAUAAUGACGAAAUUGUAAUAAAUGGUUUUA